Molecule: messenger RNA, 1551 nt
Organism: Brassica napus (rape)
Lineage: Eukaryota; Viridiplantae; Streptophyta; Magnoliopsida; Brassicales; Brassicaceae
Exons: 1
Coding region: 1-1551 (516 amino acids)
Molecular function (GO): nucleic acid binding; RNA-DNA hybrid ribonuclease activity
Source: RefSeq, a predicted model, not a curated record
AUGUGCAUGACAUCUUGGGCAAAACUCUCAAAACCGAAGAAGCUUGGAGGGUUAGGUUUUCGCGAUAUACAACUCUUCAACAAAGCCCUCCUAGCAAAGCAAUCUUGGCGGGUCCUCACAAACCCGGACUGUCUCCUCUCACGAGUGUUGCGUGGUAAAUAUUGCCACAACGCUUCUUUCCUCACUGUCAAAGCACAGGCUUCAUGCUCCCAUGGUUGGAGGGGGAUUCUACAUGGCCGAGACCUACUUGCUCCGAAUAUAGGCAAAGCUAUAGGUGAUGGUAUGUGCACGAGAGUCUGGAAGGAUGCUUGGAUCAGAACAGACACCCUCAGUUGCCCAAUGGGACCAGCUAAUGAGGAAGUAAUUGACCUCUUUGUCUCUGACUUGUUAUUGCGGGGCUCUGGUGAAUGGAAUAAACCGAAGAUCAGACAGCUACUCCCAGGAUACGCGGAGACCAUCUUAUGUAUGAGACCAAGCCGGUUAGGCGCUGAGGACAAGUGGGUGUGGACACUUAACAACUCAGGAGCCUACUCAACAAAGUCUGGAUACUAUGAGGCUGUUAAACAACAAAACCAAGAGGGAGAACAACAUGGCAUAAUCCAAGGCAAUCAACAAAACCGACUACACAACUUCAACUGGAACAAGCAUAUCUGGUCGGUAAAAACGGCGCCAAAAAUACAGGUCUUUCUUUGGAAGAUUAUACAGGAUGCAUUACCUUUAGGAAUGGCGCUGCAGAGGAGGGGAAUCUUAACACAUCCAGUGACUUGUGCGCGAUGUGGAGCUCCGGAGUCAGCCGAUCACUUGUUCUUACACUGUAGGUUUGCGAGACAAGUUUGGGAUAAUAUCCCACUCACGAGAACUAUAGACAUCGGAACGAACUCCACUUUUGACCAAUGCCUGGCAGCCUCACAUGAUCUGGUAUGCCUCCCUCCGACGGGAGUGUCGGGCAACAUUUUCUCUUGGGUAUGCUGGUGCAUAUGGACAGCAAGGAACCUCCUGGUCUUCGAGGACAGAACACUAGACGCUAAGGACAUCAGCUGCACCUCCAUUAAACUUGCGCGAGAAUGGCAGGAGGCCCAAGCACACAAACCUCUCCCGGCACACAACUUAGGAGGCAACAACUCUCAUAUACGGGAGCUCACAUCGAUGACUGUUUCUACUCUGUUCACAGACGCGGCAUGGAAAGCCCAAGAUAGAACUGCAGGAUGCGGCUGGAUUAUACAUAAUCCACAAGAGAGAGAAACAACGAGUGGCACAUCGACUGAACUCUGUGUCGCAUCACCUUUGAUGGCGGAAGCCUUGGCUGUUCGCGAAGCCCUGCUGCACGCAAAGGCCCUCCAUCUCUCCAAUAUCUGCCUUAAAUCAGAUAACCAAGUGCUUGUCAAAGCACUAAACUCGAAGCAACAUCCGGUGGAACUCUACGGAAUCAACUUGGAUAUCGAGAACCUAUCCUCCUCGUUUUGUUCUAUUUCUUUUGUCCAUGUCUCUAGGAAUUUGAAUUCUGCUGCAGAUGCUUUAGCAAAGUCUGCCAUGUACUACUUGAACCCUUAG